AUGGUGGAGGCACCUCAUGUUAAGUUGACGAAUGUGGUCUGCGAGGUCUAUAAUAAGUCCUGGGUGGCGGUCCAUUACUGCCGAUUGAAGGCCUACUCCCGAAAUAAAACUAGCUUACACAUAAACGCAACAGUUUUCGAGCCGGCCAACAAUAUCUCCGUCAGAAUUAAGUUUAUGAAAAAGGCCAAUGGCUAUAAGCCAUUUCUCUAUGACUUCGUGGUGGAUGGUUGCCAGUUUAUGCGGAGAAGGAACCACCCAGUGGCCAAAAUAAUCUGGAAUUUGAUAAAGGAUGUCUCGACAGUGAAUCAUAGUUGUCCGUAUGUGGGUUACCAAGCAAUAAGCGAUUUUUAUGUCAUUAAUAAUUUUCCGGUUGUUCUGCCAAGUGGAGAUUAUCUGCUAAUGUUAACAUGGAUUUUCUAUGGAAAACGACAGUUUGCCACCAAUGUUUAUUUUCGAUUUGUGGAGGACUUGGCUCCUAAACAUUAG
This is a messenger RNA of Drosophila ananassae, 486 nucleotides long. RefSeq lists its product as uncharacterized. The record is from RefSeq and is a predicted model, not a curated record. The transcript is spliced from 3 exons. NCBI's taxonomy places the organism in Eukaryota, Metazoa, Arthropoda, Insecta, Diptera, Drosophilidae. Bases 1 to 486 code for a protein of 161 amino acids.